Candoia aspera is the source of this 2163-nucleotide messenger RNA. It is a transcript of the gene POC1B, whose product is annotated as POC1 centriolar protein B. The record is from RefSeq and is a predicted model, not a curated record. The transcript is spliced from 13 exons. Gene Ontology annotation, molecular function: histone binding. Gene Ontology annotation, biological process: cilium assembly. The coding region runs from base 159 to 1625 and encodes 488 amino acids. Gene Ontology annotation, cellular component: ciliary basal body; Set1C/COMPASS complex; centriole. Lineage: Eukaryota; Metazoa; Chordata; Lepidosauria; Squamata; Candoiidae.
GAGGCGGCGAAGGACUCACCUCUCUUCUAAGGCAUUCUCACCGCCUCGCAGGAGGCAACGUCGGGGUUCGACUGAUCCGGCCUAGAGCGCGGGCGUUUUGAUGGGCUGCGGAACCGGCGCAGGGAAGAAAGACCCCUCCUCCUUUGUCCGGGAUCCCGAUGGCGUCGGUUCUGGAAGAUCCUGUUUUGAUUCGUCAUUUUAAAGGCCACAAAGAUGCAGUAACUUGUGUUGCUUUCAGUCCAACUGCUAAAGGUCUUGCUACCUCUUCUCUGGAUAGGUUUCUCAUGAUGUGGCAUUUUAGGCCAAACUCCAAAGCCUUCAGAUUUGUGGGUCAUUUAGAAGGUGUCACCAGUGUACAGUUUUCACCAGAUGGAUACUUGUUGGCAUCUGCUUCUCUAGACCGAACUGCCAGACUAUGGAUUCCUUGUAUCCAUGGUGAAUCCACCCCAUUAAAGGGCCAUACUGCCCCAGUGCGUAGUGUGAACUUCUCACAUGACAGUCAGUUUCUAGUUACUGCAUCUAAUGACAAGUCAGUGAAAGUGUGGAGCAUUUACAGCCAACAUCUUUUGUUUUCCUUAUCCCAGCACACACAUUGGGUGCGUUGUGCCAAAUACUCACCAGAUGGAAGAUUAAUAGUAUCUUGCAGUGAAGAUAAAACUGUUAAAAUCUGGGAUAUAAGAAACAAGAUAUGCAUUAAUAAUAUAAUAGACCAUGAUGGCUUUGCAAACUAUGUGGAUUUUAAUCCUGAUGGUACAUGUAUAGUUUCUGCUGGUUCUGAUCAUACCGUGAAGUUCUGGGACAUUCGAAUAAACAAAUUAUUGCAGCGUUAUGAAGUUCACAGGGCUAGUGUUAACUACACAUCUUUCCAUCCUUCUGGCAACUAUCUCAUAACAGCAUCUAGUGAUGGAACUCUUAAGAUUAUGGAUCUUUUAGGAGGAAGACUCUUAUACACACUUCAUGGGCAUGAGGGUCCUGUCCUCUCUGUAGCUUUUUCAAAAGAUGGAGAGACAUUUGCUUCUGCUGGCACAGAUGCACAGGUACUGCUCUGGAAGACAAAUUUUGAUGCAUCUGAAUAUAAGAAAGUUCUUAAAAAGCAUAUGCAAAGGUUACAUAGUGACGACCCCCCUCACCUUCUGGAUAUUUACCCUCGAUCACCUCACCGCCAUGAUGCAAAAUCACAGUCAGUUGAGAUAAAUCCCAGCUAUGAUGUAACAAAUAUGCAAAUAUUUGACCCUCCUGUUGUAAAUAUUACUUCAUCACCUUCUUUUCCUCCAGUAUCACAGUUGAGAACAAAUCCAUCUGUAGCCCACUGGUCUGUGCACCAAAAUGAAGUGAACAACGAAGACUUGCAGCAUCCUUCCAUGUUAUCUUUUCCAACAAUGUCAAAAAGAAAUUUGAAAUGUGAAAGUAAGUCCAUGGUGCACACUGUGGCUGAACCACGAACCAUGGAUGAGUCUGUGAGCAUUUCACCAGUAUUGACUAAUGCCUUGGAGCACAUUGUGGAGCAAUUAGAUGUUCUGACUCUUACUAUUUCAAUCUUGGAACAGCGCCUGACUUUGACUGAAGAUAAAUUAAAAGAGUGCUUAGAAAACCAAGGGAAACUGUUACUUUCUGUCAGACUGUGAGAAGAAACAACAUAAAUGCUAGUAAAUAAAAAUCUUCAGAAACCUGCAAGAGCAAUCAAGCUAUUAGGAAGAGGAAAUGAGCAGCCUGGUUACACAGAACAUAUUGUACCUUUCAAAUAUUAACCAUUGUUAAUUGUCUGUUGCCUCAGACAGAAUGGCUACAAGCCAUCACAUGAGAAAUGAGCUGGACCCACAAAGAAACAUCAGUUUCAACAAGUCAUUUGUGUAUGGAAAAGAAUGUUUUCUUGCUGAAAAAGAAGCCUCUCGUUAGCAUGCUCUUGUACAGUAGCAAAAGUACAUUGAGAAAACCCUUAUUAUGGUGAUACACACUCUCCUCCCCCUCAAAUUCUCCCCGAAGAAUUCCAUAUGCCAUGUCUAUUCUGUUACUUCUCUGUGGUGUGAAUGUCGUUGUCCUUGAAUAUGUACAUGCCUAUCCAUGCUAAGUGUUGCUAGAACACAUAAGAGGAAUGUGUUUCCUUAUUAGAGUAGCAAAUACUGUAUACACCUUUUGAGAUUUCAGAAUCCUCAGCAUUGACCA